AUGACGACUUUACCGAUGAUUGCGCAACAUCCGGCCUGUUACUACAAUCGCUCCUGCAAGCCGAUGUUCAUAGCGCUUCAGGUUAUUUUUUCUUUCCGUUGUGCCAUUUCAAGACGUAAGUGGUUUCGUUGCGAGUUCUUGCUCAGCGAGUUCCUCAACGCCAUUUGAUAAGCUUAGUUUUGCAGAGUACUCGAGUGGAAAGGGUUAUUAAGGUCAUUCAAAAUUGUGAGCGAGGGCGUUGAAGGAGAAGAAAAUAGGGAGUUUGAGAACAACAAGCACUGUGAUGUCCGUUGAGAGGAGAGUUGAGAAAUUAGAAAAUUUUCAAACUUCGUUCACCACCAGCUCGAGAUAUAAUAAUUUCUACUGAAAAUUUUAAAAUUGAGUGGAAAUAUAAUCUGUGUGAUAAGACUUGAAAUUUCACCCAACGACAUUACGCUGUUUCGCUGCGUCGCGAAGCGUCUUUGCGAGCCUCGGUCUCGCUUUGAAUCGGUUCUCAUAUCUGAUAGAUGGGCUGUUCUACUAUGAACGCGUGUUGGUCAAGUUCUGGAAUAAAAUAAAAAAUUGAAGGCGCGGCCGAGCACGUAGCAAAAAAGCGGAAUGUCGUUCGGCGAAAUUCCAAGUCGUGGUACACAGAAUAUGUUAUAAGAUGGUUUUUUCGUAGUAAAAUUGGGCCUUCUGACGUUUGAAAAGAGAUUUCUUAAGAAAAGAUUCUCGUAAAAUCUUCAAAUUUCAUUUCAUUUUUAAUCGGAAACGUCUUAUUUGAAGAAAAAAUUGCAAUAAAAAGUGCCUUUUUCACCUCUUUAACAACCUGAAGAUUUCUUCCUAGUUAGAGAAUUUUGUUCGAAGGAGUGAGGUUUGGAUAAGUUUUAUUUUGAUCAGUAAAUAUCAGAUCCAAAAGAAAUUUCAAUUUUCAGGUUCCCGUCGAUUGGGCAGUUCCAAUGUACGGCUACGUCAUGCCUUUCAUCGUGACCUUAACUUUGGCCACAAAUUCCUUCAUCGUCGUGGUUUUAUCACACAAGUACCUGAGAACACCGACAAACUAUGUUCUCUUGGCCAUGGCCGUUUCUGAACUUCUGACCGGGUUAUCCUGUAUGCCUUGGUUUACCUAUUAUUACACUUUGUCAGGUGGGAAAACUUUCCUUUUUCAUUCAAUAAAAGCUGGACUUUAGGCUACAAAGUCGAUUUACAAUACGGGUUGCCACCUUUUUGGUGUACAGUUAUACCAUAUAUGGCAACCUUUUUCCCGUCCAUCUUUCAUAUGACGGCGAUUUGGCUCACAGUUUAUCUGGCUAUUCAAAGAUACGUGUACAUUUGUGUUCCGACGCUGGUUCGUCGGUUCUGCACAAUUCAUAGGAGCAAGCAGGUGAAUAUAUUUGUGCAAUUUUUGAGGAAAGGAAGGAAUAAUCUGCUUUUUGAAGAAAAAAAAAACAUUCAAGGAUUACCAGAAUAACAGACCUUUGCUUGACUUGUGUCCUUGUUUUUAGGUCAGAUAAUCUCAGAUUUUUUAACCUUUGAAAGCACCUGACUUCAAACAUAUUGAAAGGUGUAGGUAAUAAUAUUUUGUGUCCUGAGUCGGUUGUGCACAAUUCAAGCAGGUGGAUAUAUUCCUGCUUUUUUCGAGAGAGAGAAAAGGAAGGAUUACUCUGCUUUUUGGGAGAAAAAUGUUCACAGAUUACCUGGAUAACAAACAUUUCUCAGGAGAAAAAAUACAUUUUCUCCACUUUUUUCCGUGUUUUAUUUUAGUUGAGAUAAUCUCCGAGUUUUUUGACAUUCAAAAAACACAUGACCUUUCUAUUCAAAAAUGUAGGUAAACAUAAUCUCCAUCAAGGAAGUGGCAGGAAGGAUUAUGGGAAAAAUCGGAAGAUGAGAGAAUUUCAGGUGAUUUCGGCGAUCUGUCUGAUAUCAGCGAGCAUGUAUCUUCCGGAUUUGUUUGCGGCGAAACAUGAAUCUCACGCCGUCUUCGACAUGAGCAGAAACAGUUGCGUUUGUUCGAAGUCCUGGAAAAGAAAAAUAUUGAAAGUUUUUCAAACAUGGUUUUGAAAAAAUAACUAGUUGGAGACUGGUUUGAAUCAUGUUUAAAAAAAGCCCAGAGCAAAAUUAUUUCAAUGAAAAUUUCGAGCUUGUCUUCUAGUUACGGAUCUCAAGAAAUAUGUCAAAAUGGAACCUUCGAAAAUAAAAUCCUUUAAAUAUUUCCAGGAACCCUUCGAGUCUGCUAUCGAAUGAAGACACCGCUGGUUCAAGCCCUAGGCGACGAUAUUUAUUACCAUCUGACAUUUUCCGCCCAAACUAUCCUGGUUCACUUCAUUCCAUGCGUCCUUCUCGUGAUCUUCACCUGGAAACUUGUCCGAGCCAUCAGACUUGCCGACAAACGUCAUGCUCAUCUUUUAUCAAAGUAUCCUUCUAACAGACUGGAAAACUUCCGGUUUCAUUUCCCAUUUUGAAAAGAAAAAAUAACAGAAAAGUUUUAAGAUCGACGAAACGGAAAAUGUCUGAAAUGCCGUCGAUGGAAAACGAGAAUCGUCUUUCGAGGUUAUUCAAGCAGAGGGAAAGUGUCAGUGAGCCGAGGAGAGCUCAUGGAUUGAAGCAGGUGCCGAAAAUCUAGAAAUCAAUUUAUUUUUCGGAUUUUUUGCAGAAUACUAGGAUGCUCGUAGUUGUUAUUCUACUGUUUCUGAUCACUGAAAUCCCUGCGGCUAUUAUUUUUGGGGUUCAUGUUAUUUCGGUAUCUUUGAGACUGAAGACUAUCAACUAUCAGCUGCUCAACGUUCUUCUCAUUAUAAGGUAUCCAUUUCAAGUUUCUUUGGAGGUAGUUGAAUGAGGUUGUAGUUGACCAAAAAGAUACUUUUUGAAGCCUUUUAAAAAAAUAUUGAAAUUGAAGUGAAAAGAAGUGAGCCCGAGUUAUGUUUUCUGGAGAACUUUUCGUUUGAUAAAGAUCAAAAGUUCUAGAAACGUCCUCAUCGUCGUAUCAUAUCCGUUCCGAUUCGCCAUCUACUGCGGGAUGUCUCAACAGUUCCGAGACGUUGUCCGACAAGUAAAUAUUCUGAUUUUGAAUUAAAAUUAAAAUUUAUUCAUUCAGAUGUUCACUGGCAAAAUGCCAACUCAUGCAAUUCGUGACAAGGACAAUUCAACGACGAUCGCACUUGUCCAGGGAGGAACCGAUAACAGCGACGAGAAAAGGUUUGUAGGCUUUAAGAAAAAAAGACCUAUUGGAUAAGAUUUCCAGAAGAACUUCCUCCAUAGUCAGAUUCAUUUAACUACAAUUUUCAACAAUUUUUCUACUUUUCUUCAAAUUGAAACGAGUAAUCUACAAUUUUCAACAUAUCAGCCUCAGUUAUAAUCAUGUGAGAUUAACAUUUCGAGAUUAAUCAAAACCCUAAUUUUAAGAAUUUCUCAUUAUUCUUGAUUUUUUUGAACUUCGAACAGUUCAAAAAAAAAAUGCAAAAAAGUGAGGGCUGAGCCGGGGAUUGAUCCCGGGACCUCUCGCACCCUAAGCGAGAAUCAUACCACUAGACCACUCAGCCGCUGACCGACGCGCGUCACUUUUUCCGCACAGAUUGCGUCCGAGGCGCUGUAGUAUAGAAGGAUAAGGCCUUCCGAGACCUUCUGGUCACUGAAAUUUAAUUUUUUGAAACAAGAAAUUUACUUAUAGAGCCUUUUUUAAGGUUGUUUUGAGGUUUUUGACACAAAUGAAACUGUAAAAAGUACUAGCAAUUCUGGAAUAAAACUAAAGGAUGGCGUGUUCAUCACAGGACCAAAAAUGAUCAAAACGCAAUUUACUCUAGCCCGACGUUGCACAGAAAUAGUAAAAUUCGUUUUAGGAGCAGUUUUAAUGAGUUCAAGAAAAAAGUUUAUUUCUUUCUAAGAUCUAAAUAUGUCGUUUUCUGUGUCCCGGAGACCUGAACUACGAUAAAAAAAAGAUCUUUUUUUUUGAAAAGAAAAUAUCGCAUAGGCAAUCAAUUGAUCAACUGAAAAUUCUUCUUAGCUCCAGUAAAAACCAACAUGGAAAAUUCUCCCAAUCCUCUCUCUGAAAAAAGGUCGGUUUCCCAGCCAAACAAUGUCGAAGUUUUGUCGUCAAAAAAGUUGACGAACUUCAGAUUUUCAAAAAGAAAGGCAAUCAUCAUGAAGGCCGAACUUUACAAAGGCAGAGAAUGAAAGUUAGGACGUUAGUUUUUGUGAAGUUAGGCCAUUACCAUGGAGGUCGAGUUCAACAAAUGCAAAACAAGGCCGAAUUUUUCAAAAAAUGUGCUGACCUAACUUUCGUAGCUGCCUUCUUGAAAUUAUUUCGAAUUGAUUCUUUGUUUUUCAAUCUUUAUUUCUUUCAGAUUGGUAAACUAAUGUAUUCAAACAAAUUACAGACAAUCCGUCGUUCUCUGUUCUGGAAAUGGAACGCUGAUGUCCGCCUUGUCAGCAGAAGCGCGUAUGAAAGUGGAAUAUCGCAAAGACAAGGUUUUUAUUUUUUUGAUGGUUUUUUUAUAAUAGAAAAUUGGUAGUAGAUAAGUUCUUCGAGGUUUUUAUUCUCAGUUCUGUUUGCAGGAGUUGUCGAGUUCUGAUAUAGGCGAUAUGGCCUGCUGAGGUAAUUGAGUUGCUUAGAGAAUCAGCACAGAUCCCAUGCUUGAAACCUUGAUUCCCCGCUGAAAAAAAUAUUUUUUUAGAUUAUUUUUUUGAAAUAAUUCAAUCAGUGAGGAGUUUGUCAUACUGAAACAUGAAAAAUUUUUCUAAAUCGUUUUUAUUCCACUAGUUUUUGAAAGGUUUAAAGUUUAUUCCCGUCUUGAAACUUUCCACUUUUUCAAUGAAGCCUUAAAUAUCCUUCCCUUUGGAUUUAAAUUCAAAAACUCAAUUUUUAAGCUUUAAAAAAAUAAAAAAUUUUGAAAGUAGUAUCUUUCGGAGUAUGUAGCCAUAAAAAGAAAUUUUUAAGACCGAUUCAUAAAACUUUCAGUAUGAUGAACUCCUUUGCUGAGAGCUUUUGCAUGGUUUUCCAUCCUGCACGAUUUUUUUUUUUGAAGUUUUUCGCUUUUUUGGGAUUGAGGGAAGAUUGAGGAUUUAUUUUUGAAGUUUGAGUUAUUCCAUUGAAGUGAAAUGAAAUGAAAAGCCUUCGUGAGGUCGAUUUCAAGUCGUGAAGACCGAGUUUGCUCAAAAAUCUGUGCUGUUCGAAUGCAACAAUUUGGCUCCACGAUUCGAAUGCGGCUUCUGAAUGAAAAUUCGUGCUGAUUGUUUGGAUGUAACACGUUUGCGGAGAAAAAAAUGGUUCUAAUACUUUUUUUAUGUUUUAGUUUUUAGAUUUUUAUUUUGGAAAAAAAUUCAGAGUUUACAACCCUCUAGAAAAUUUUUGUCUCAAUGGAAAUUUCGAAUCGGAGGCGAUUUCCGUGAUUAUAAAGAAAAUAAAUGGGUUCAAAAAACUGUGGAAAAGUUAUUAAUGAGACUUAGAACGGUGAGAUUUAAGAAUGACAAGUUCUGAAACAUUUCUCACAAACGUGUUACACUCCAAUGUCUUUUCCAUAGUUCAUUCGGCGCUAGCUUUUCGAAUCAUACAAACCUGCCAAAAAAAACACUUGCUUAAGUGUUCAGAAGCGCGAACUUACCUACCCCGAUAAAAAACUUCCCGUUCUUUUCACAGUUUAUCAAAGGGUUUCGUGAUAAUCAUCAGGCUAUCUAAUUUGUAGAGCGCACCUGUAGAAUAUCAAAAGCUAGCGAUGAAUGAACAAUGUUUUUUGGAUAGUGAAUUCAACAACAAUAAUUAUUACAGGCGGUUCAAUGCGAUCCGGCGUCAGAAGAUGAUUUUGACGUGCCUUUCGAUCCUUUUUUGGCGGAUCUUUCUGAGCUCGUCGAAGCUGUCGGGUCACCAGCUGUUUUACGGGAAACAGGUGAGUAAUUAAUCAAGAUUUCUCUGUCUUGAGGCUACCAAUCUGGAGUAGAAAAUGCUUCAUUUAUUUUCUUUUCGAAGUGAUAUUAAUAAUCAGAGAGCUCGAAAUUGAAAUCAAUAAGCGUUUUUCAACAGAUUACAACUGGAAAAAUUCUUAAUAAGGAACAUUUUUGGAUUUUUAACUUUUUCUCAUCUUUUUCAUUCUCAUUUUUUUAGCAAGAAGUGAAAAGCUAUGAUCUGGUUGAACUAGGAAAUGUUCUUCUCAUUAAAACACCUGAUUAUUUGCCUUGAAGCAGCUGAAAAAGAAAGCUACGUCAUAUCCUUCUUCAGUUUAUACAAGAUUUCAGAAAAGUUAAAAAAUGAUAGGGCAUUUUUAUUUCCAAAUUAUAAAUGACAUUUUUUUUCCAGAAACCACACGGGAAUGCUCUACGCAGUGUGGGGUACACAUCAACAACGAAAUAUACGUCAAACGGAAAAGUUCCCUGCUUCGAGCUGCUUUGAAAGAAAAUACGAUUUUGUGCCAAGCCGUCGCUUCACACGUUAAUUAG
This is a messenger RNA of Caenorhabditis auriculariae, 6405 nucleotides long. NCBI's taxonomy places the organism in Eukaryota, Metazoa, Nematoda, Chromadorea, Rhabditida, Rhabditidae. The record is from the annotation of a GenBank genome assembly.